AUGGCCAAUGCGCACCGCGGCGGGCCUGACAGCCAUUCCAAUGCUCAGGACAUCUGGCUACCUCACCUAGCAGCUACCCCGAUGGUCAAUUUCCCCGAAAUAUCGGUUGAUGAUUGGAACGCUGCAGAUACUGCUCAGCGCCUAAUAGAGCUUGAUGAUGAAGCCAGAGCACAUACAACCCCAGAAGAGUAUUCGGAGUCAAAUUCUAGACUUGUUAAUGUCUGGGCUCAACACGAAGAAAGGACCCUCGCGCGGUACCGCGCUUUGCACAAUCGAAACGAUUCAGAUGUCAGUCGAGAAAGCACAAACAUGCGGACUCGCCCCUUGGACAGCCAGUAUGGUUCGGAUGGAAAUCAGUACAACCCGUAUGCGCCGCAUACCUCCGAGGAAUAUAUGUUGCAAGAGAUAGAAGCUGGGCGGAUGGAUCCAGAGAUGAUGGAUAUACCUCGAGAUCCAUUGAUUCCUGCACAGUCGCCGUUGUCUGAAAACGGCCCUGGUCCACCAUUAGCUCAUGUUCAUGCCGGCAGCCAUGCAUCGUGGAUGGCGCCGGGUCCUCGCCCCCGUGUCAGGCAAGGUCUGAAUCGUCCAGGAGUAAAUGCCGAUCUACCAGCUGCACAUGAAGCGUCAUGGUUCCAGCAUCCUUACGAUGGCAGUACGGCCGCCGAGGAUCUAGGCGAAGAAGAAUACCAUGAUGACUAUCCUGCUAUGCUCCCAUACCUCGAUGUCGGAGAAUCCCCAGCCGGCUCACAUAGCUCAUAUGGUACCGCUCCUGACCCUGUCUUCCCUAACCUGGAAAGCCCUUUUGGCAUUCAGGGCCCCCCUACCUCAUCGCUGGAUCCGCCAAGUCUAAACGGGGUUUUUGCAUUGGGAGUCCCACGACAGACACGUCCAGCAUCAACUGGAAGAGAGAGGAAGCGACUGGCGAAGCCUUCACUAAUGGUGAAGCUCGAGACAGAUCCUGCGCAGAAAAAGUCGCAAGCCCCUGUAUCAAUCAGAAGAGGCAGAUCUGAUGCGUCUUCGUCAAGCGAAUCAUCCUCCGUCGUUGCCCAGACCACUCAGAAUUCGCGUCCCUUCAACCUAAGGUCUCGAGGAUCUAUGGGUAUGAGCUCAACAAAUGCUAGGACUCGUGCUGGUUGGGAACCCCAAGCCGUACGGAGACUGACACGAAGAGCGGAAGCAAUUCAGAGCCCACAUCGAAAGAGGAGGCGUGACGCCGUAUCACCUCAAGAUGUCAGUACAGAAGAAACUACACUGACUGCGGGCCUACCACAAGGCAAGCAAUAA
Messenger RNA from Letharia columbiana, 1284 nucleotides. RefSeq lists its product as uncharacterized. The record is from RefSeq and is a predicted model, not a curated record. The transcript has a single exon. NCBI's taxonomy places the organism in Eukaryota, Fungi, Ascomycota, Lecanoromycetes, Lecanorales, Parmeliaceae. The coding region runs from base 1 to 1284 and encodes 427 amino acids.